CUCAUAACACAAAUACUAACAGCUUUGUGUAGCAUUUUAAAUUUUAGGACAAAUACAUUAGUUACGCACCAGGGCUCAUUAAUUAUCAAAAAAAGUGUAAACAAAUAUGCUAGCUUUUUAUAUUUAAAAAAACGCGGUAAAAUAUAAACUUUAGGAAUUUGGAACUUUAAUGUAUUUUUUUUGAGAAUGCGAUCCUUGAUAAUUUUAAGUGUACUACAUAAAAAAAGUAACUACAUAAAAAAGUAACGCUUCAGCGGCAUAAAAAUAUCAAGGUUCUUACUUUUUCUGAAUUCCAAUUCACAUGAAACACUAGAAUGCAUUUCCUAACUUCUUGUGGCUUUCAACUUUAUUUUUCUACUUGUAUUUCUUUACUUGGACUUUUCUUUCUCCGAAUCACUUUUUGCACUUUUUUCAAGACGAAGGGACCGUUCUUUUGUUGUUGUUUUGGUGUUGAGGGUAACCAUUUUUCGAGAGUUAGUCGUUAAAAUUAUUUCAGCAAACAAAGUAACCCCGCUGGCAAAAUAGACAUACUUUCUCCGGCGACAUUAAAGAAAAUUUCGGCUACAUCAAAGAAAAAUAAACACAUCUACCUUGCCUGUUACAGACAGACAGACAGACACACUCUCCGUAUUAUUUUAAGACAUACAUUACGCGCAAAAUAGUAUUUAUUUCAAAAGAAAACAAAAGGUUAUGUCACGCCUGAAUGAAUCUAAAUGAAAAUAAAUUUUAGAGUAAUAAUUCAUGUUAAUUUAAUACAAAUUAGUUAAAGUAAAAGCAGUGAUUUAUCUUGUAAAUUCUUAAUUUCUUCUUUGUUUGUAGUGGAAAAUCGUUCCAUAUUUCGUUUAUCUCGCAGAAAUAUUUACAUAUGUUAUGUUAAACAAUCGAAAGACAAUAAACUCGUUCAACGCACUAUACAUAUAACCUCACUAAAGUUACAGGCAACAUCUACGGUGUAGAGCACUGGCACUUCUCUUUACUAUGACUGUCAAAACAAAAGAAUAAUUGAACUUUAAAUAUUAUUUAUGAUUGAUUGUAAAUUUGUUUUGUAAAAAAAAAAAAAAUAUGUUUUUUAUGAGAAGAAAAUUACUGACAAAAAACGUACUGAUAAGUUCUCGUUUUUCAAGUAAACAAUAACUUUACUCGGAGACUUAUAAACACUAUUUCAGUCUAUCAAAGAACAAAUAUAAGCUUUUUGCACUGUAAAAUUGAAAAAUUAGUAAAAAUUGCACUCGGUAGAAAACAAAAAUAUAGCAUAUAUUUCGUGUAGAUUAGGCAAUCCCAGUGCGAGAAAAACUCCAAUCAUAUGACGAAGACCAGUACCUCAUUGUAACAAGUUGUUGUUAACUCAUAUUGUGUUUAUUUAUGAAUUAGGCUCUAUAUUAAUUUAUUUUGGAGUUAUUGGUAGCAAUCCACUAUUAAAUUUGAAAUGUUAAAGAUGCAACUUAACAGCAACAGCAGUAAUUGUAUUGUGUUGAACCCUUUACAGUUCUUAUGACCACUUAGUAGGAUGCUAAUUUACGGAAAAAAACUUAUGUGUUGGACAAGGUAUAAUCCAAAACUUCUUCUUUAUAAUCUUAAUCUUAAAAAUAGUUGUGUCCUUUACCACUCGGGUCUGGUUCUGAAUGAUGUGGAAAGAAACAUUUGUCAGUGCCAAAAUUUAUGCUUUGCACUAUUAGAGAUAUUUACAUAAGUAUUUAAUUUGAUUUAUGUUAUAACGACGUCAGUUUAUUAUAAAAUCACAUAUAUAUAUAUAUAAUGUAUAUAUACAUAAUAUAUAUAUAUAAUAUAUAUAUAUAAGGAUAGUCAAGUGUGCAAGAAAGCUAACGGUUUUUAGGUGUCAUUGUGUUUUAGCCUUACUCGAAAGCGCAUACUUAUUUGAAUUUAUAAAUCUAUUGCUUUAUUUUGUCUAUUUAGAUAUAUUAACAUUAUGAGUUCAACAAAAACCAGAAAAGACAUCGAGAUAAUUUCAAUGCAACAAAUAUUUUGUUUACCAGUGCACCGAAGUGUUGAUAUAAUCAUUUAAUUUGAUUUAUAUAAUUAUCACGUCAGUUAACGUAGUUUAUUAUAAAAUCAUAUGUAUUUAGAAAAUAAAAUAGGCAAGUAAGCUAACGGUUUUUAUGCUUCAUUGUAUCUAACCCUGAAGGCGAACAUACUCUAAAAAGUUUAUGUUUAUUUUAACUCGUAAUUCAUUGCUUCAUUUUGAUUAUUUAGAUAUAUUAACAACAUGAGUUAAACAAAGCGAAAAAAGUCAUCGACAUAAUUUCAAUGUAACAAUUCCAUGACGAUGAAAGGACAGAUCACAUGUGUUGUUGUUGGCGACAGAUAUGUUGGGAGGACUUGCUUGUUAAUCGUUUAUUACAAAAAUACCUUUCCAACAGGCUAUAUUCCUUCAUCAAUUGGUAUAGUUGCGCAGGAUGUUGAGCUUACUGAGACCGGAUGUGUUAUUCCUAUUGUAGUGACUGAAGCUCUUAGUGACAAUGGUUCGGAUGAGCAUGAUCGUUUGAGACAGUUAGAUUACGAAAAGAGGGAUGUGGUUCUGGUGUGUUUUUCACUAUCAGAUCGAACAUCUUAUGAACACGUGCGUACAAAAUGGCAUCUAGAACUUAAAAGGUAUCGUCCUACUGCAGCUAUCAUAUUAGUUGGUACAAAACUUGAUACACGGGACGAUAAGGAAUACAUUGAACAAAAUAAGUUGGUCGCAGUAGAAGAAGGAAUACAAUUAGCUAAAGAAAUAGGAGCUGCAAAGUAUUUAGAAUGUUCGGCAUUAACGCAACAAGGUGUAAAAGAAGCAUUUGAUGAAGUAGCUAGAGCUGGUAUAUUGGCAAGACGAAGUAAGAGAUGCAUCGUGCUGUAAUCGUGAGACUAAUUGAAAUCUUUUUCCUACACACCUCUCAAUAUUUUUAUCUUGAGUACAGAAAGAUUUUAAUAGAACAGGAGGCUUAGGUUUCAAAGAAUUGCAUCACAUCAUUUUUACAAACAUUUGAAAGAAAUUAAAAAGGUUAAUACAAAGGUUAACACGUUACAUAGAUGUUGAAGGAAAAUUAUUUCUAGAAACAUUUAGUAAGAAAAGUACCAGUUUUAAAUUUUAUGUAAAAAAUGGUAAAUAUUAUAUGAAAAAUAAAGAGAAGAAACAAAAUUAACUAUGAAAUGGGAGCUGUGAAAUAUUUAAAAAGUCAUUCGAAAAUGCAACAAGGUGUAAAAGAAAGAUGUGAAGAAGCCAGUAUUUGUGUUUUGAUAAGAAGAAGCAAUAAUUGUAUCGUCUGCAUUAAGUAGGAAACACUUCUAUCGCUAAAAAUUAACAAAAAAAGACAACACUACAAAUAAUUAUGUGAAGAAGACUAUUUGGGUCAGCAAAUCUUUGGUCAUUGUUUAGAUGAUCUUACCAUUAAAAUUUUCCUGCUUUUCUCUUCUCUGCAAGAGAGAGAGAGAGAGAGGUAAAGGUUAUCUGUAACAUUACUGUAGCAUACAUACUGUUGAAAUCUUGUUGCAAAUUAGGUCCGCAAAAGUUAAGUGGUAGUUUCAACGAGGACAACAAAACUGCCUGUGUACUAUUGACUACGUAAACAACGAGUAGUUUUAAAUGUUUUUUUAACAUAGGGAGAUCUACAUGCGAAGGGUUAAUAUGGUUAGGGUUUGCUUUACCCUUUCUCCAAUCUUUAAUUUGGCAAAAACUAGGUAAAAUUUUCAAAAAGGAAAACAAAGAAGUUUGGCCUUGCAGCAAGUCGUUGCAUUUGUAUAUACUGCCUUAGUGAGACAAUUAUUUGCAAAAGGAAUUUUUAUGUAUAACUUUAUUGUGUAAAUUGUUUUUACAGAAAAACAAGAUUCGCAAAAGUUUCUGCAAAAUUUAUCUGUGAACAUAGCAUAAACAACUUCAGAUGAGAUCUGCCUACUUUGCCUACAAUCAACAAACGCGUUAAUUAAGCUGGUUUCAAUGUUUUUAUAGUUUAGAAAAAAAACGAUGAGUUCUGACUAAAAAUGAGAAAGCAAAUUAAAUGUGUGGUUGUUGGCGAUACAGGCGUUGGAAGAACUUCCUUGCUUAUAACAUACGUUACUAAAAAAUAUCCAACUAGUUAUAUUCCUACCGUGUAAGUAUUUUAUAUUAAGGAUUGGUUGACGGUGGAAAUUUUUUAACAACGUUUUACCGGAAGGUCGUGUAUUUUUGUUUCGCUGCAUUUCACAAUAGUAAUAAAAGGGUUAACAAAAAAAUGUAUAGAACAUAUAUUUAAGACAAGUAAAAGACACUAACCUUUUUAUUACGAACGUGUUUAAGCUUUGACAUGUACUACUUAAAUGUGGACUUGGAAGAUGGCGAACAAGCCGUCACUAUUGCCCUGUCGGAAGUUCUUUGUGACAAUGCUAGGCAUUUUUAGUAAGAUAUACUCAACAACUUGCUCUUAAAUGUAACCUAUUUAAGAUUUCAUAUUUUGUUUCAAAUAAUUUAGGCACAGAAGAACAUGAUAGAUUAAGGCCGUUGUGUUAUCCUAAAACAUUUGUAUUAUCAUGGCUACAGUGGUUUAUGGCAUAAUGUGUCCCCAUCUAAAAAGACGAAGAAAAAGAUUCCAAACAAAAUCCAAGAUGGAGAAUUCAGUCACAAAUUCUAAAAAAUUUGUCGUACCAUUUUUAAUCGUGAAUAAACCACUAAGAGAUGCAGCGCUUCAUUACCUCCGCUGCAAACGUUUUCUUUUAAUGGCUUCAGAUAAUUCAACAGUAUUACGGAACAUCGCUGUUGUUAAAAGUGAUUCUUUAAAUCAAUCUACAGCUUCUAGUAUGGCGUUACCUACAAUACUAAAAUUUGUUUUAUAUCAUACACGCUAUAUUUUACCAAAGUAUUUAAUGCACUACAUCAUUUUCCCAAGAGUAAACAGAGUACCAUUGCUUUCUUGGUGCUACAAUGUUGGAACACUAGAUCAAUCUAGUCAAUUUCAACAAUAAAUCUUACAAUGGGAAAUUUCGGGUGGGUAGGAGGCAACCACAAAACGCAUAUGGAGAACAGUCAAAACUGUUUUGUUUUUUACCUAUUCGUGUGUUUUUGUAUUUGUAGGAUUAUUUAGUUUUUAAGCCGUAUUCAAAAUUUUUAUACUUCGAGAUUACGAUAUCCUUUCUUCGACAGUGGAAAUGUCAAGUCAAGUUCUCAAAGUGCCGUUUUAUGACAUUGAGACCAUCCAAUAAGUGGCUCUGGCCUGAGAAUCAAAAUCCUUCAGAUGAGCAUGCUUUGUUUGCAACUACUAAAUGAAUUAGCGCUUAUUUGCCUAUCAUUUUGGAAAAUAUUCGUCAAAUCCAAAAUAAUAGAACUGGAUAGUUUUUGUUUAUAAAGCCAAGAUCAGUGCGGCCUAUAUCAAAGUGAAUUAACCAACAAUGAUUUUUAUUUUUUGAAAAAUAAAUUUCGGAUAUAUGACCAUCUCUUUAGGUUGAAACACAAUCAUUAAAAAGCAGUAAAAAGCAGUUAAAAUGAUCUACAAAUAGUUUACAACACACAGAGCAUCUUAGUAUUUAUCUUUGGUAAGCGUUGCAGUCUUUCGUUUGUUUCCAAGCUAUAUAAAAACGAAUUCGUAAAAUUCUCCGAAAUUAGAAAUUGUAAAAAAAUCGCAACACUUUGCUUCCCUGUACCAAACAUAAAUGAAUAAACCGAAACGGUAUUAGCUACUUAAAAGAUGUCCAGGCUUCUAAGCGAUGACUCAAAAAUAAAAAAAGUGUACAAUUACCGUCAAAACCGACGUUUGUUUGUUUUCCUACGCUCCUGUUUGCAUAAUGUGUUAAUGUUAGGCUGCUUUGCUUCAGUAUGGUAAGGGGAAAAUACACUUGUAGACUCGAAAUGAGUAAAUAAAAUAAACAACAAACAGUCCGUAUAUAUAUGAUAUUUGAUGUCCUAAAGACUCAAGAUAUGGUUGGUGCAUGCAUUCUUAAUGUUGUGCGCCAUUUGUAAAAUAAGCAAAAAAGGAAAAUGUUAUAAUAUUAUUUCGGAUAUGUAAUGUUAUCUGUUAGAUUCUCAUUCUAUUUCACACCUUUAUUCGCCAAAUUGUGUGUCCCCUGUUUUUCAUGUUGUCACAGAUGGAUGGAUAUUAUAAUUGCACAAUGUUGUUGAAUGUCAUCAGGGGAAUACUUAACUUUUAGUUUCUGUUAUAAUAUUCUUUUAAUGAGCACUUUCAAAGGAAAUUUUGUGUUAACAUUGAUAAUUAAAAAUAUUGAAUGAUUUAAAUACAUCGAUAGUUAUAUUGAAUCGAUUGUCUCCAUAGUAACAAAGUGUAACGAACACAUGAAUAUUUAUAACAGAUUAUACUUCAGAUCAUUUUAUGUUUAUAUUUUAUUCGAUCACGCAACAUAACAAAACUAAUACUUUUUAAAAAACACACUCACAAUGUAUCAAUUAUUGUUUAUUUUGACAUUCGUUGCACUGUGUUUACAUGGGUUGGCAAUAUUCUGUUUGUGCAAGAAUAAGAAACAAAAUAAAAACCAGAAAGUAUUAUUGAUUAAUCUGAGCGCAACAGAAGUUAUUACUCUCCUGCUCAAAACUAGUUACACUGGUAUGGCGAUGGCAAUACAUAAAGUGAAAACAAUAACAGAGCAAGUCGCAGAUUUAUUGUUCAUGAUUUCGUUUUACCUGUACACACUUGCAAACUUUUUGUUGCUCUUCGCCAUGUUUUUUAUCAUAGCAGAUCGUUUUCUUUGCAUUCCUUUGCACGUCAGAUAUAAUUACGUUGUCACGAAAAUUCGAUUGAUGAAAGUCAUAAUUGCAGCUUGGAUUGUUAGCACGAUAAUAGGAUUACCCUUACUUUUUUUGGACUUUCAUAUAGAGUAUUUCAUAAUUUUGAUAGUUCUAAAUGUAGUUUAUAUUAUCAUGGCUACAGUGGUUUAUGGUAUAAUUUGUCUCUAUUUAAAAAGACGAAGAAAAACAUUCCAAGCAAAAUCCAAGAUGGAGAAAGUUACAAAUUCUAAACAAUUUGUCGUACCAUUUUUGAUCGUGAUUACUUUCAUCAUUUUUUCAUCUCUGCCGAGAUCUAUUAACCUAUGGCUGUUAGUGAUGGAUGGUCAAACAGAAACUGUCACGUUUGGCAUUCUUAUUGAAAUUUUGUUGAUCUGUGGUUUCAUUGUUGAUCCUCUGAUUUACGUUUUCUUCAAUAAACCACUAAGAGAUGUAGCGCUCCAUUACCUCCGUUGCAAACGUUUUCCUUUAAUGGCUUCGGAUAAUUUAACAGUAUUACGGAACAUCGCUGUUGUUAAAAGUGAUUCUUUAAAUCAAUCUACACCUUCUAGUGUGGCGUAACCUACAAUACAAAAUGAAGAACUUUUUCACUCUUAUUACGUCAUGCACGCUAUAUUUUACCAAAGUAUUUAAUGCACUACAUCAUCUUUCAACGAGUGAACAGAAUACUAAUGCUUUCUUGGUGCUGCAAUAUUGGAACACUAGCUAAAUAUUUUCGAUUCCAACAACAAAUCUUAGAAUGGAAAAUGUCAUCCGGGUAGGAGGCAACCACAAAACGCAUAUGGAGAACAGUCAAAACUGUUUUGUUUACCUAUUUCUGUGUGUUUGUAUUUGUAGGAUUAUUUAAUUUUUGCUUUAUUCGAAAUUUCUAUACUUAUACUGACAGUGGAAAUACCAAGUCAAAUCCUCUAA
This is a messenger RNA of Hydractinia symbiolongicarpus, 7612 nucleotides long. Its product is annotated as ras-related C3 botulinum toxin substrate 1-like. Gene Ontology annotation, biological process: small GTPase-mediated signal transduction. Bases 2279 to 2854 code for a protein of 191 amino acids. Gene Ontology annotation, molecular function: GTPase activity; GTP binding. The transcript is spliced from 8 exons. NCBI's taxonomy places the organism in Eukaryota, Metazoa, Cnidaria, Hydrozoa, Anthoathecata, Hydractiniidae. The record is from RefSeq and is a predicted model, not a curated record.